UGGGCAGCACGGUGAUGAGCUUUCUAGAAUCCUGCGCCUGGAUUUCUCCUUUUAGGGAUCUCCUUCUUCACUUCACCAGAUUCCUCGUUAUUCAGUUCAGUACAGGCGUAAAUUAACCACCAUGACGAAAUCACGGCUAGUCUUCAUUCCUGUUCCCGGUAUUGGUCACGUUGUGUCCACCGUGGAAUUCGCCAAGCUUCUCAUUAACCAUGACGAUCGCUUUUCCGUCACCGUCUUCGUCAUCAAGGCACCGAGCGCCGCCGACGUCGAUGCUUACAUCGACUCUCUCACUUCCUCUCCUAGCUUCCCCAAACGCCUUCACCUCCUACACCUCCCAGUUAACGAACCUCAGUCUGCUCAGCACCCACACCAGCUCAUCCCAAACAGCAUCCCCCUGGUCAAACAGGCUGCGUCCGACCUCAUUCAAGAGUCCCACUCCAACCCGGACUCGCCCCGACUCGCCGCCUUCGUCGUCGACAUGUUCUGCACCGCCAUGAUUGACGUUGCCAACGACCUGGGCGUUCCCGCCGUCGUCUUCUAUACCUCCGGCGCUGCAUUUCUUGGUCUGAUGCUUCAUCUUCACCCACUCAGGGAACAGGGUGUUCUCGACACGACGGCGCCUAACUUCAAGAAUUCCGGCAAGGAGCUGAACAUCCCGAGUUUUGCGAACCCGGUGCCCUCAAACGUCUUGCCCACAAUCCUGCUGGAGAAGGAGUGGGAGGGAUUUGUGGACGACUACGUCAAGGGUCUUCGGAAAGCGAAGGGUAUUUUAGUAAAUACGUUCGAGGAGCUUGAAUUGCAGGCGGUUCACUCCCUCUCGAAAGGAAAUACCAGGAUUUAUCCUGUGGGGCCCAUCUUAAGUGCUAGGAAUGAUGAACAGCACGGAUCCGAUAUCAUGGAGUGGCUUGACCAUCAACCUGAGUCAUCGGUUCUGUUCCUGUGCUUCGGUAGCAGGGGUUAUCUCGGUGGGGAUCAGGUGAGGGAAGUAGCACGAGCUCUCGAGAACAGCGGGGUCCGCUUCUUGUGGUCCCUGCGAAAGCCUCCACCAGAGGGUUCAACAAGCAUUACCGAUUACUCUGACCCAUCAGAGGUGUUGCCGGAGGGAUUCCUAGAUCGGACGGCGUGUAUCGGAAAGGUGAUCGGGUGGGCCCCUCAGGCACGAGUGCUGGGCCACAAGGCAGUGGGAGGAUUUGUGUCCCACUGUGGGUGGAACUCUAUUCUGGAAAGUGUAUAUUUUGGAGUGCCUGUGGCCACGUGGCCGCUGUCCGCAGAGCAACAACCUAAUGCAUUCGAACUGGUGCGGGAGUUGAAGAUGGCGGUGGAGAUAUCAUUGGACUAUAGGUUGGAUGUGAAGAAAAGAACCGCGUCGGGAGGGAUAAGCGGGGAGAGGAUAGAGAAAGGGAUAAGGGAAGUGAUGGAGAGAGGGAGUGAGGUGAGGAAGAAGGUGAAGGAGAUGAGUGAGUUGAGUCGGAAGGCCCUAAUGGAAGGUGGGUCCUCCUACUGUCACUUGGGCCGUUUCGUUGAUGAUAUAUUGAACGAUAGGUUGUGAAGCUAUCCAGAUUGACGAAGACCCCGUUAUAUAACGACGCCGUUCCCUUGGAUGAUUUUGCGUCUCCCAGAUCUU
Messenger RNA from Neltuma alba, 1624 nucleotides. RefSeq names its product anthocyanidin 3-O-glucosyltransferase 2-like. Gene Ontology annotation, molecular function: UDP-glucosyltransferase activity. The record is from RefSeq and is a predicted model, not a curated record. The transcript has a single exon. The coding region runs from base 122 to 1549 and encodes 475 amino acids. Lineage: Eukaryota; Viridiplantae; Streptophyta; Magnoliopsida; Fabales; Fabaceae.